Molecule: messenger RNA, 2385 nt
Organism: Diceros bicornis minor
Lineage: Eukaryota; Metazoa; Chordata; Mammalia; Perissodactyla; Rhinocerotidae
Gene: RGS14
Product: regulator of G protein signaling 14
Exons: 15
Coding region: 159-1865 (568 amino acids)
Biological process (GO): signal transduction; regulation of G protein-coupled receptor signaling pathway
Molecular function (GO): G-protein alpha-subunit binding; microtubule binding; GTPase activator activity
Source: RefSeq, a predicted model, not a curated record
AAGAGGUAGUGAGCUGGUGUUUCAGGAUGUGAGGGCCCACAGGAGCGGAGCCCGGCUCUCUCCGCUGCCUGCCCUCCACCGUGCAAGCUCUGGCCGGCGCUGCCCACAGUCCACAUGGUGGGCACCCCCCAAGGCGGGGAACCGUGAACAGCGACGGCAUGCCAGGGAAGCCCAAGCACCUGGGCGUCCCCAACGGACGCAUGGUUCUGGCUGUCUCAGAUGGAGAGCUGAGCAGCACUGCGGGGCCCCAGGGCCAGGGCGAGGACCGCGGCAGCUCCCUCAGCAUCCACAGCCUCCCCAGUGGCCCCAGCAGCCCCUUCCCCAGCGAGGAGCAGCCUGUGGCCAGCUGGGGCCUGUCCUUCGAGCGGCUGCUGCAGGACCCGCUGGGCCUGGCUUACUUCACUGAGUUCUUGAAGAAGGAGUUCAGCGCCGAGAACGUGACCUUCUGGAAGGCUUGCGAGCGCUUCCAGCAGAUCCCGGCCAGCGACACCCAGCAGCUAGCUCAGGAGGCCCGCAACAUCUACCAGGAGUUCCUCUCCAGCCAGGCGCUGAGCCCCGUGAACAUCGACCGGCAGGCCUGGCUCGGCGAGGAAGUGCUGGCCGAGCCCCGGCCAGACAUGUUCCGUGCACAGCAGCUUCAGAUCUUCAACUUGAUGAAGUUCGACAGCUAUGCGCGCUUCGUCAAGUCUCCACUGUACCGGGAGUGCCUUCUGGCGGAGGCCGAGGGGCGCCCCCUGCAGGAACCUGGCUCCUCGCGCCUCGGCAGCCCUGACGCCACGAGGAAGAAGCCCAAGCUGAAGGCUGGAAAGUCGCUGCCGCUGGGCGUGGAGGAGUUGGGGCAGUUGCCGCCUGCUGAGGGCCCUGGGGGCCGCUCGCUCCGCAAGUCCUUCCGCAAGGAACUGGCGGGCGGGGCGGCCAACUCGACCUUGCGCAGAGAGUCCCAGGGCUCCCUCAACUCCUCCGCCAGUCUGGACCUCGGCUUCCUUGCCUUCGCCAGCAGCAAAUCUGAGAGCCACCGGAAGAGCCUUGGGAGCUCAGAAGGCGAGAGUGAAAGCCGGCCAGGGAAGUACUGCUGCGUGUACCUGCCCGAUGGCACUGCCUCCUUGGCCCUGGCCCGACCCGGCCUCACCAUCCGUGCCAUGCUGGCAGGCAUCUGUGAGAAACGAGGCCUCUCUCUACCUGACAUCAAGGUCUACCUGGUCGGCAACGAGCAGAAGGCCCUGGUCCUGGAUCAGGACUGCACCGUGCUGGCGGACCAGGAAGUGCGGCUGGAGAACAGAAUCACCUUCGAGCUCGAGUUGGCGGCGCUGGAGCGCGUGGUGCGGAUCUCGGCCAAGCCCACCAAGCGGCUGCAGGAGGCGCUGCAGCCGGUCCUGGCGAAGCACGGCCUGAGCCCGCAACAGGUGGCGCUGCGCCAGCCAGGCGAGCAGCAGCCGCUGGAUCUGGAGAAGCUAGUGAGCUCGGUGGCGGCCCAGAGACUGGUUUUGGACGCUCUCCCAGGUGUGAAGAUCUCCGACGCCGGUGACAAAUCCCCCUGCCGCAGCCGGGGCCAUCAGCCUAGAAGCCAAGAUAAGGCCGCCCAUCUCCCCCCACCAUCCCUCAACUCGCUGGCCGACGGGCCCAGUAGUGUCACUGGGAAGAGGCAGACCUGUGACAUUGAAGGCCUGGUGGAACUGCUGAAUCGAGUGCAGAGCAGUGGGGCCCAUGACCAGAGAGGCCUUCUGCGCAAAGAGGACCUGGUACUUCCAGAAUUUCUGCAGCUACCUGCCCAAAGGCCCAACUCCCAGGAGGCCCCGCCACAGACUGAAUCAGCAGCCCAGCCCACAGGGGGCCCCUCAGACUCCACUGCCCACUCUGCCCUCUGACAGCUGCCCAACAAUCCAGGCCGGCUGCAUGGCACCUGGUGGGCCAAGCAUGCCAUGGGCCCACUCUGCAUGCCCUAUCUGUGCCAUGAGUGUCCCUGGCCCUUCCUGCCACGGGCAGGCCCUCAGGAAGAGCCGGGAUGGGGUGGAGAGGAGCUCAGAGGAGCCACACCCCACAGCUCCCACCACAUGGUCCCUCACAGGCUCACCCACCCAUCCCUUGCAGCCAGGCCACUGGGGGGAGGUGCGCCUAGCCCCCCAGGUGCAGGUGUGCUCAACACGGAGGGGUGGCGUUGGCAGUGCCAGCCUCCCCACCCUGUGCCAAGCCUCCUCCAGCAGGGAACAGGAGGAGGGGCCGGCCCCUCCUCAAGGAGCUAGUAAGAGUAAGGCCUGAGGGUGUGGGCAGGCAGUCCCCCCCACCCACUAGACUCUUCUGGACAUAUUGAUUUGGCAGUUGGCUUGGGGCAGCUGGGUUUGUCCUGGAUGUAUGAUAUUGUUAUUAUAAUUAUUAUUAUUAUUCUGC